Exophiala aquamarina CBS 119918 is the source of this 900-nucleotide messenger RNA. RefSeq lists its product as uncharacterized. Gene Ontology annotation, biological process: dolichol-linked oligosaccharide biosynthetic process. The record is from RefSeq and is a predicted model, not a curated record. NCBI's taxonomy places the organism in Eukaryota, Fungi, Ascomycota, Eurotiomycetes, Chaetothyriales, Herpotrichiellaceae. The coding region runs from base 1 to 900 and encodes 299 amino acids. The transcript has a single exon. Gene Ontology annotation, cellular component: UDP-N-acetylglucosamine transferase complex.
AUGGAUCCUCGUUACCAACAUCACCCAAGUCCACCUUUGAGCCCCGAUGAGCCCUCCUUUUUCAACAUCCCGAAUCUCUCAGGUUUCACAGCAUUCCAUAAGGUACUGCUUUUAGGUCUGGCCACUUUAUUCAUUGUCAUCAAUCUCUCAUUCUUCCGCCUAGCCACCAUCCUCUCCCCAGAAAACAGGAAAUCCACCUCGCAGAACCGUUCGGCGGCGAUCACAAGCCACUCAGCGCACCUUCUCAUUGUCCUCGGAUCCGGAGGUCACACAGCUGAAAUGCUUAAUAUCCUCUCGACGUCUCUACCAUAUCUCCAAGCGCCAUUCAAUUUCACUCAUCGAACAUAUGUAGUCAGCUCCGGGGACUCCUUCUCCGCUCAGAAAGCGCAUCGGUUCGAGUCUUCUCUCUCCGAUAAUAUGGAUUCCGACCCUACUACCGCCACUACCUACGACGUUGUGACCGUCCACCGCGCCCGAAAGGUUCACCAAUCACUACUGACCGCCCCAGUCAGCUCGCUGAGGUGUCUGUGGGACUGCAUCCGAAUUUUGAGGGGAUCUCAUCCAGAUCUCCAGACCACCAAGUCUGCCAGGGGAUGUCCAGAUCUGAUUCUCACCAACGGACCGGGGACAGGCGUCGUCGUGAUCAUAGCAUCAAUAGUCCUACUUUUCUUCGGGCUCGGUGGGGACUCAUCCGACAACGACACCCAAGCAACGCCUAAAGGCGCGGCCAAAACCAGCCAAAUGCGCAGCAUCUAUAUUGAGAGCUGGGCGCGAGUGCAAACGUUGAGUUUAAGUGGUCGGCUGUUAAAGCCCCUGGUAAGCCGCUUUAUCGUGCAGUGGCCGCAACUGGUAGAGAAAGAAGGGCGGAGGGUCGAAUACAUUGGGCCGUUGGUCACAUAG